Molecule: messenger RNA, 2072 nt
Organism: Polyodon spathula (Mississippi paddlefish)
Lineage: Eukaryota; Metazoa; Chordata; Actinopteri; Acipenseriformes; Polyodontidae
Product: T-cell immunoreceptor with Ig and ITIM domains-like
Exons: 5
Coding region: 289-1017 (242 amino acids)
Biological process (GO): negative regulation of T cell activation; negative regulation of interleukin-12 production; positive regulation of interleukin-10 production
Cellular component (GO): cell surface
Molecular function (GO): signaling receptor binding
Source: RefSeq, a predicted model, not a curated record
CUUUCUGUAUCUACUUCUGUUUUUUGGAAUUCAACAGACCGUAAAACGGAAAGAGGUCUUUGUUUUCUGUGUGAAGAUGCGGGUCCCAAUCUCUAUGAAGACUGAACACUGUCAGCGUGUAAUGUUGAUGGAUUGUGUUUGUGUUUGUGUAGCUGUACAAAAAACCGAAAUAAACUAAGUACUGUAGCUAUGGCUGAAUUUCCUGUCUUCCCCCCACCCCCCACGCAAGAAUGUUUCUGAUUUACUGCCCAUGCUCUGCCUUCAUUUCCUUCAUACACCGUACACACCAUGAACUCCAAUGCAGCCUACAGAUCGCAAAUUGAGAAGGGUGUUUUAAGUGUUUACUUUCUCUUGCUAUCAGGUUCCCUGGCUCUGAAGGCAAUAACACCGGUGAAUAUUGUUGUUGCUAAAGGAGGCGUCGCCACACUGAAAUGCAAUCUGCCACAAGAAAACAGCACUAGCAUCAUCACACAGAGUGAAUGGAACAGAUGCAACGAUAAACAAGUUUUAGUGUACCACCCUGAACACGGAGCUGCCAUCCCAUCCGAAUACACCGAUCGCAUCUCCGACGUUCGCAUGGACGGGUUUCGUAUAAAAGAAACAAGAGAAAACGACACUGGGGAAUACUGCUGUAUCUUCACUACUUUCCCAUCAGGAAAGUAUGAAGGCAAAAUUGUUUUAGAGUUGAAAGAUCCUCUCUCUCAUUCUACAAACUGGUUGAUCAUAUACGUCGUCAUUGGUGGAGCCUCUGCUGUGAUAGUGUUUGGAGCAGUUGGGUUAUUCAUAUUUCGAACUCGUAGACAGAGCAAAAGAAUCCGCAACCCGGUUCAUAUAUCUGUACAUACAGGAAACCCGGCUAAAAAAAACCUGGGCCAGGACGACAAAGACGGUGCUAGCCUUGAAGAGGAUACUGAUGACUAUUUCAGUGUCCUUACAGUACGGUCUGGAAGCAGCUACAAACCCACCACCUCUGCACCGUCAGCUGAUAGGAGGUUAAGAACUGAAAAUUCAGAGUAAGAAUAAAUGCUAAAAUGUGCAAUAGUAAUAUAGCAACAUAUCUCUAAAUAUUAUGGUAACAAAACAGUUUACACUAACUAUCCUGGUCCUUAAUUCAUUUUUUUUAAAUUAGUUUGUAGAAAAUGUGUUCAGAGAUUUAUUUUCAACAACAAAAAAUGUCUGAUAGAAACAGCAUAUAACUAUAUUAUGAUAGUAAAAAAUAAUAAAUGUAAUACAGAUUAGGUGUUUAGAAUAUUUGAGUAAAAAGCAAUUAAACCAUCAGAGAGGUACCUGUAUAUGGUUUUGUUUUCUCUUAUUGGUUUGUUGUUGUACUACUACUGCUGUACAUAUCCAGAUACAGAGUUAAUGACAUUUACUUUUUAUAGUGAAGUAAAGCUAUUAAAAAUAAUGAAAUAACAAAACUAAAGCAACUCAGCUACUGAAAGUGGCAAUGAAUGUCCCCCCCUCCAUUGUACUUUAUAAAUCUUCCUAUGUUAAAAGCACUCCAAACCACCAAACUACUCCACCUGUGUUGGAGCCCUUAUAUCAUUUCCUACGCGAGGUGCACAAGCAAAAAUGCAUCUUAGUCAUUGGUACACUGUUGUUUUGAUUUUGUACAUUUCCUCUCAUGAUGGGUGUUUGCAGUCAGGCAUGUUCAGUCAAUGCCAAACUCAAAAGGUCUGCACACACCAGAUCAAAUGCCAGGUCAGCCUACAACAAUGUGGUAGAGAAAACGGUGAAAUAGCAACAUUUGCAGGCCUAUUACGAACAGAACACCAGAUUUAACAAAGAUGAGUUUAAAGAGGGUCACGGGUUCUUAGUGAGGCACAUCUGAGAAUAAUGAAGGCAGGUAUUUAAGGUGAUCCGUGGGGUGGUUACAGGUGAAGAAAUUGCACUGCAGUGGAACCCGUGAGUUACACGAAUUACAAUUCUGAGUUACUGAUAAACGGUUUAGCCGUCUGAUAUUGAGAGAAGGCUUUAUACAAAAGAAAGCUCAGGUAGCACUGCUGGAGUUUUGUUUUGUUCAUGGUUUCUGUAAAUAAUAAAAAUACAGGUACUGUCCUGUUUAUACCGGG